AUGGAGCAAGCACCCAGCGCGCCGAGCCCUCCUCCAAAGCCGGCUCACCACGAGCCCAUCAGCUUCGGCAUCGACCAAAUCCUGGGAGCCGGUACAGAGCCAGAAAACGGGCGCACGUCUGGAAGGCAAAGUGGAUCCGAUCUGAGCACCGGGGACGGUUAUUACAGUUUAGGAAGCCCGACCGGGGCCAGCGCGCCCUCAUACACCGCGCUGUCCAUCUCCCUCUCCGGGAUAAUGCCUCCGGUGGAGGCUCCGGGGUCGUACGGGGAGAGCAGGGGUCUGGGCAGCCGGGGAGUGAUUCGGGUCCCGGCCCACAGACCCAUGACAGCCCCGGGACCCCCGGUGCAGAGCGCUGUCCCGGGUUUCGGAGGGCUGUGCUUCCCCUGGAUAGGAAACCGGUUCGCCAAGGACAGAAUAUCAGCGGCUCUGGUUCCGUUCGCCGUCACGAGGCGGAUAGGACACCCGUACCAGAACCGGACGCCGCCCAAACGGAAAAAGCCCCGCACGUCCUUCUCCAGAGUCCAGAUCUGCGAGCUGGAGAAGCGCUUCCACCGGCAGAAGUACCUGGCCAGUGCCGAGCGAGCAGCCCUGGCCAAGAGUCUGAAGAUGACGGACGCGCAGGUCAAGACCUGGUUCCAGAACCGCAGAACCAAGUGGAGGAGACAGACAGCCGAGGAAAGGGAGGCGGAGCGUCAGCAGGCCAAUCGCCUCAUCCUUCAGCUGCAGCAGUCCGCCCUCCAGAAGUCCCUCAGCGAAUCAGCGGUGUCGGAUCCACUGUGCGCCCAUAACUCCUCCCUGUAUGCCCUGCAGAACCUCCAACCCUGGGCCGAGGAGAGGGAAUAG
Messenger RNA from Anoplopoma fimbria (sablefish), 843 nucleotides. Its product is annotated as T-cell leukemia homeobox protein 3-like. Gene Ontology annotation, biological process: animal organ development; regulation of transcription by RNA polymerase II. The record is from RefSeq and is a predicted model, not a curated record. Bases 1 to 843 code for a protein of 280 amino acids. Lineage: Eukaryota; Metazoa; Chordata; Actinopteri; Perciformes; Anoplopomatidae. The transcript has 3 exons. Gene Ontology annotation, molecular function: RNA polymerase II cis-regulatory region sequence-specific DNA binding; DNA-binding transcription factor activity, RNA polymerase II-specific. Gene Ontology annotation, cellular component: nucleus.